GAACAUCCCAAAGCUUCACUGGAGGAGGAACAGCCCACAGCUGCCAUGGAGGAGGAACGGCCCAAAGCUUCACUGGAGGAGGAACAGCCCAAAACUGCAAUGGAGGAGGAACAUCCCAAAGCUUCACUGGAGGAGGAACAGCCCAAAACUGCAAUGGAGGAGGAACAUCCCAAAGCUUCACUGGAGGAGGAACAGCCCACAGCUGCCAUGGAGGAGGAACAGCCCAAAGCUUCACUGGAGGAGGAACAGCCCAAAACUGCAAUGGAGGAGGAACAUCCCAAAGCUUCACUGGAGGAGGAACAGCCCACAGCUGCCAUGGAGGAGGAACAGCCCAAAGCUUCACUGGAGGAGGAACAGCCCAAAACUGCAAUGGAGGAGGAACAUCCCAAAGCUUCACUGGAGGAGGAACAGCCCACAGCUGCCAUGGAGGAGGAAUGCAAAACUUUAACGGAGGAGGAGCAGCCCAGAGCCGUAAUAGAGGAGGAACAGCCCAAAGCUUCUCUGGAUGACGAUGGAGACAAGUCGCAGUGUCCUGAACUGGCUGAGUUGUGGCUGACCGUUCGCAGCUCGCAACCCUUGCAGCUGCGAAGACUUAUCAAGGCCUUGCCGGACAAGUCCGUGGCAUGGACCUUGCAAGACGAGGAUGGAAUGAGUCUGAUGCACCGGGCGGUGUGGACCGUCCCCAACGACCGGGUCUUCGCCGUGGUGGCCCUGCUCUUGCAGUCCCGGGCCGAGGUGGAUCCACGAAAUCUGCUGGGAGAAACGCCACUGAUGUUGGCUUGUCGUGCCGCUAUGGAACGUCCUGUGGAUGCAACGAUUUCGGGACCCUGGUUGCGCCCGUUGCGCAAGCUCUUGGAGGCGCGUGCCGACCCCAACGCAGCGGAUUUGUCUGGGGAGCCGCCGCUCAUCGAAGCCGCCUGUGCCGGAGAUGUAGAGGUGUGUCAACUGCUGCUUGAAGCGAAUGCAGAUGCCUCUCCAGAGAGUAGCGUGGGAAUGACUGCCCUUGGUUUUGCCGAGAGCGAAGGACAUCGGGAGGUGGUGGAGCUGCUGCUGAAGCAGCACACUUUCAAAAGUCGACCUUUUCAGGAGGAGUUUGAGCCAAAGAGCUCAACACCUCCUUCGGGUCAUUUGGAGGAAGUCAGAGAGGUGUCAUCCAGCGGCCCUGCGGAUCAAGAUGUCUCCGCCGAGGUGCAUCGCAAGGACGACCCUGAGCCAACGCCAGAGCCCACUGCGGAGGCGACCGCGGAUGCAGAGGAGCCAGCGAUGGAAGCAGACCUUGACCUUGACCCACCAAAAGCUCAGUCCUUCCUGGAAACUGCUGAGAGCCUCGGUUCGCUGGUGCCGGCCUACCACUCCGGCCCUGUCUUGCGUAAGGAGGUUCCACGGGCGCGCUGCCCUCAGGAAAGUGCUAUGCCUGCGCCAAAGACUGCGCCGGCUGCAGCCCAAAUUCCUCGAAGUUUUGCUCCAACUCCGGCGCGCAUGGUGCCGCCUCCGGCUAUGCCGGCGACGUCGGCGCCCAGCUAUGGGGCGGCACAGCAGGCGGCGCCCCGCAUGGCGAGUGCCAAGUCGAAUGGCUGGGCAGGGCCGUACACAGGCUACAGAUACCAAAGCCAGCCAGUGCCAAUGCGAAGUCCAGCUGUGAAUCUGCGACAGGAGCACACACGGCAUGCCAAAGCCAGCCGCGCCCCGGCCCCAACGGCGAAACCCCCGGCCCCGAAGCCCCAGCCAGCUCGCCCGGCGGAGCCUAGCGAUAGCGAUGAGGCGCGAGAAGACUGUGGUCCUCGCGUGCGGAAAGCCAUGGAGCAAUUUCCUAGCUACAGUGGUGAGAUGCCACCCCAAGAGGCCGAGACUACCUGGUCAGAUCAGGAGCUUUACAACUACUUCUUCUCGAGUGGCUUCAUCAAGCCAAAGAAGAAAGGUACAAAGCCCAAACCCACCCCACAGCAGAUGGAGCAGUACUACACCGUGCUGAAUCUCAGGCCGGGUGCGAAAGCGGCCGCCAUCAAGAAAUCCUUUCGCCAAUUGGCCCUGCGGUUUCAUCCCGAUAAGAAUCGGGACAGUCCAGAGGCCACGCUGAAGUUUCAGGAAAUCACCGAGGCGUAUGAAGUGAUUUGCAGAACGUUGGAAAGUCGCGAGGUGAUGUCAAAAAGGGCCGUGCCUGCAGGGUCCAAGAAUCGCAAGAACGAGAAUCUCAAGAAUGAAUCGGGGCGAAAACUUCACCAUCUUCACACUCGCCGGUCAUCGCCGGUCAUCGCCGGUCAUCGCCGUCCACGAGCGGAGUUCUGGGUCGAUGGCGUGGCUCUUUGGGAAGCCGUCCAAGAGAGCAACUGA
Cladocopium goreaui is the source of this 2331-nucleotide messenger RNA. NCBI's taxonomy places the organism in Eukaryota, Dinophyceae, Suessiales, Symbiodiniaceae. The record is from the annotation of a GenBank genome assembly.